Prunus armeniaca (apricot) is the source of this 855-nucleotide messenger RNA. The record is from the annotation of a GenBank genome assembly. Lineage: Eukaryota; Viridiplantae; Streptophyta; Magnoliopsida; Rosales; Rosaceae.
AUGGGUUGGUAUUUUCAUACUGAUGUUAUGAUGAAAAUUGGAAAUUUCAUUGAUACUACCGUUAAGGUGGAUGCGCAUACUAUUGGUCAAGCUCGAGAUACUCCUCCCGCUCCAAAUGAGGAGGAUGUUGUUGUUAAUCCUGCUAAUUUUGUUGCUGAGAUUCCAGCUAAGAUGUAUGGUCAAUGGAUGCUGAUGAAACCUAAAAAUUUCAUAAAGAAGGUUCCACAUGAACAAGGGCAGUUGUUCUCUUCCACCAAGAAGGCUGAUAAGGCUAGUGGAGUGAAGAUUGCCGCUAGCCAAUUUGGAUCUAGAUUUAAUAUUUUGAGGGAUAGUGAUGGUAGGGACGAUGAGGAUGCGAGUUUCACUCAUCGUCCUUUUGGUUUCAAGAAGGCUUCUAAACUGGCUGCUCAAGCUCAUAAGCGUGCCUCCCUAUGUCUAAGUCUUAUGGGGAACAAGCUGGCGCAGUGCCCUGAUUUUGGUGCUCGAAGGGUUGGGAAGAAAAGAGUCGGGAGUACUUUUAAUAGCUCUAAAGCUCUUAAUGCUGUGAGAAUGCAAGUUUGUGGGGUUACUGUGCAGGAUGAUGUUUUUAGGAAGUUUUCUUUCAAUAUGGAGGGGCCUUUCUUUUCCGAGUCUUUUCUAAGGAAAGAUAGGCUGCUUCAUGGUCAUGAAUCCCCUGACACUAUUCAAAGGGUGCUCAAUGAAGCUUUCUUUUCUGGUGUUAGCUUAACUUCUGACCAUAUGGAUCACCAUGGUGAUUUUGUUGAUCAAGGUGAUACAAAGUUUGGUAUUGGUAUGGCUAUUGUCAUUGAACAAGUUGCCUCCACUAGUGGUGAGGCUGAGCAAUUGCAUAAUUAG